Molecule: messenger RNA, 3988 nt
Organism: Cannabis sativa
Lineage: Eukaryota; Viridiplantae; Streptophyta; Magnoliopsida; Rosales; Cannabaceae
Product: probable leucine-rich repeat receptor-like protein kinase At1g35710
Exons: 2
Coding region: 125-3808 (1227 amino acids)
Biological process (GO): protein phosphorylation; hormone-mediated signaling pathway
Cellular component (GO): plasma membrane
Molecular function (GO): ATP binding; protein kinase activity; protein binding
Source: RefSeq, a predicted model, not a curated record
UCCAACAACUUGUUUCUCUCUUCUUCUUCUUCAUAUUUUUGUGCUUUCCUUGCUUCCAUUGAAGAUUACUUCCUCACCAAGAACACAAGCAGAAGCUCUCAUAACAUGGAAGAAAAGCUUAGCAAUGGAAUCAUCUAAUCUAGCUUCAUGGGACAACAACAACAUCAUUAAUCUCUGCAACUGGACUAAUGUUAUCUGUGAUGGUUCCAAUGGAGAAAUCUCACAAAUAGAUCUCUCCAACUUGGAACUCAAUGUAAAAUUGGAUCAGUUCAACUUCUCUCCUUUCUUUAAUAUCACAGUCUUCAACCUCAACAAUAACAAACUCGUUGGUUCGAUACCAACAGCCAUUGGUAAUCUCACCAUGCUCACUUUGUUGGACUUGAGUGACAAUCAUUUUGAAGGAAAAAUUCCAGUGGAGAUAAGCCAAUUGUCAGAGCUUCAAUAUCUCAGUCUCUGCAACAAUUCCCUUGAGGGGCCAAUACCUUACCAGCUCACCCAUCUACCAAAGGUAUGGUACUUAUCCCUUGGAGCAAACUCUUUUGCGAAUUCAGAUUGGUCUAAAUUUUCAAGCAUGCCUUCUUUAACCUACCUUGAUCUUUAUAGGAACCAGUUUAAUUCAACAUUCCCAGGUUUCAUAUCAAAGUGUAGGAACUUGACUUUCCUUGACUUGUCUCAAAAUAGUUGGACUGGAUCAAUUCCACAAUCUGUAUUUUCUAAUCUUGUCAAACUCCAAUCUUUCAAUCUCACAGAUAACAAAUUCGUUGGACAUUUGUCAUCUAACAUUUCGAAACUUUCUAAGCUCAAACACCUUCAUUUGCAAACUAAUUUUCUCAAAGGUUAUAUUCCCAGUGAAAUUAGUCUUCUAUAUGAUCUUGAGGUUCUUGAACUGCAUGAAAAUUUCUUUAGUGGGAGUAUUCCUUCUUCCAUUGGCCAACUCGAAAAUCUAUUACAACUUAAAAUAUUGGAUCUUUCUUAUAACAAUCUCACAGGUCCAAUUCCAACUUCUUUGGGGAACCUCAAAAGCCUCAUCUUUUUUUAUGUAAAUACCAACCAACUAUCAGGAGCCCUACCAGUUAACAUCUCAAGGCUAAGUAACUUGGAGGAAUUAUUUGUUUUUGAAAAUAAUUUCACUGGUUUAAUUCCUUCAGAGAUUGGAAACUUGACGAAACUUAAAAUAUUAGAUCUUUCAUAUAAUCAUCUCACAGGUCCUAUUCCAACUUCUCUAUGGAACCUCAAAAAUCUCACACUUAUGCAACUUUUCAAAAACAAUCUGGUUGGAACCAUCCCACCACAGAUUGGAAAUCUAAAACUCCUGUCCACUUUUGAUGUAAGCAACAAUCAACUAACAGGAGAGUUGCCGGUUAAUAUUUCCAAUCUUAAUAAUUUGGAGGCUUUCUAUGUUUUCAACAAUAAUUUCACUGGUUCGAUUCCUUUAGAGAUUGGAAACUUAAAGAAACUUAAAAAAUUAUAUCUUUCUUCGAACCAUCUCACAGGUCCGAUUCCAACUUCUCUAUGGAACUUAAAAAACCUCAUCUUUGUGGUCCUUUCCAGAAACAAUUUGCUUGGAACCAUCGCGCCAGAGAUUGGAAAUCUAGAAUUCCUCACACAUUUUGCUGUCGACACUAACCAACUAUCAGGAGAGUUGCCGGUUAAUAUUUCCAUGCUUCGUAACUUGGAGGUGUUCAAUGUUUUUACAAAUAAUUUCACCGGGAAAGUCCCUCGAGAUUUUGGGAAGAACAGUCCUAAUUUGAAAUUCGUUGCGUUUGGAAAUAACAAUUUCUUCGGAAAGCUGCCACAAGGUCUGUGUAGCGAGUUCAAUCUAGAGUAUUUGGGUGCAAACAACAAUAAGUUUACAGGAGAAUUGCCCAAGUGCCUGAGAAACUGCACAAAAUUAAAAAGAGUAAGGCUUGAUGAGAAUCGAUUCACAGACAACAUUACCAAUGCUUUUGGAGUUCACCCAAAUCUUAAUUCCAUUUUCUUAAACAACAACCAAUUCAUUGGCCAUAUAUCAAGUACAUGGGGACAAUGUCAGAAUCUCACCAGAUUGCAGAUGGGUCAAAAUAAAAUCUCUGGUAAGAUCCCUCCAGAACUCGGGAGUUUGAAAAAGUUGAAAGUUUUGAGCCUAGAAUCGAACAAAUUGAAUGGGCCAAUUCCAACUCAAUUAGGAAAUCUUAAACUUUUGUACCAGCUUAAUCUCAGCAAUAAUCAUCUAAUAGGGGUAAUCCCUCCAAGUCUAUCAUACUUGACCAGCCUAUUGGAUCUUGAUCUUUCGAGAAACAAUUUAGCUGGUGAAAUACCAGAUUUGUUAGGUAAUUGUAAAGGAUUAUUGAGCUUAAACCUCAGUCACAAUAUGCUAUCUAGUGAUAUACCACCAGAGCUUGGAAAUUUGGUGUCUAUACGUUAUUUAUUGGAUCUUAGCAAUAAUUUACUUGUUGGAGAGAUACCCACAAGCCUGUCCAAGCUUACAAUGUUGGAAAUUCUAAACAUCUCUCAUAACCACCUCUCAGGAAGUAUUCCCCAAUCAUUUUCCAACCUAAUAAGCAUACGUUACAUUGAUUUUUCUUACAACAACUUGACGGGUCUAAUCCCGACUGGAAAAAUAUUCCAAAAUGCUUCAAUAAGUUUUUAUGAUAGAAAUCUCGGAUUGUGUGGAAAAGCUAUAGGACUUAAUCCCUGUAGAAGGCAAAGAAACAAAAUUAGCAAUGGUCUUAUAUUGAUCAUUGGUCUUGUUUGUGGCCUGGUACUGUUUGUUACUGUCAUUGUUAUCACUCUCAUAUUGUGUCAUAAACUCAAAGUGUUGGAUAAGAACAAAAGAGAUUCCAAAAAAAAUGGUGCGCAUGAGUCAUUGAUAUGGGAGAAGGAAGCAAAAUUCACGUUUGGAGAAAUUGUAGAGGCAACUGAAGACUUUGAUGACAAGUAUUGCAUUGGGAAAGGAGGUUUUGGUACCGUUUACAAGGCCAUAUUGAGAGCACAUGAGUUAGUUCUUGCGGUUAAGCGGUUGCACAUGUCAGAUUCAAGUGAUAUUUCAGAAGUUAGUCGCAUCAGUUUCCAGAAUGAGAUCCGAACUCUGACGGAAGUCCGACAUCGAAACAUUGUAAAGCUUUAUGGGUUCUGUUCAAGAAACAAUGGUUUGUACUUAGUGUAUAAGUAUGCAAACAGGGGGAGUCUUGCUAAAGUAUUAUAUGACUCAACAGAUCUUGAUUGGGAUUCAAGAGUGAAGAUUGUUCAAGGAUUGGCCCAUGCAAUCUCAUACUUGCACCACGAUUGUUCUCCACCAAUUGUUCAUCGCGACAUAUCCUUAAGCAAUGUACUACUUGGCUGUGAUUUUGUUCCAAUAUUGUCGGACUUUGGCACAGCUCGAUUGUUGAUGCCUGACUCGUCCAUUUGGACAAAUGUAGUUGGAUCCUAUGGCUACAUGGCCCCAGAAUUGGCUUUGACUAUGCGUGUAACUGAAAAGUGUGAUGUGUAUAGCUUUGGAGUGGUAGCUUUAGAAAUUAUGAUGGGAAAGCACCCAGGAGAGCUUUUGGAAUCUUUAUUAUCAGCUCGAUCAGAAACAUUAGCAGAGAAUCUGUUAUUGAAAGAUAUGUUAGAUCAACGAUUGUUACUUCCUACUGGGAGAUUAUCAGCUGUUGUGGUGUUGAUGGUGAGCUUGGCAUUGUCAUGUACUAGAAGUAGACCAGAUUCACGACCGACUAUGCAUUUUGUGGCACAAGAAUUAUCGACAAGGAGUCGAGCUUCCAUGAUCUUUGAGCCAUUGAGGACUAUUACGAUUGAGAAGCUUGCUGCACUUCAAUAUCAGCAGCAGUAGAAAUAAAUUUUUUACUACAAUUAAGGCUAGUAUUUAUGUAUGAGGUUUAACUAAUUUCUUAUGUAAUUUUAGGUUUUUUAUAAUUAAAAUUCAUAAUUUGCUUUGCAUACAAACUGCAACAUUUCUGAUCCAAAAUAACAUAAUAAAAAAAUGGAUGUUGUUUUUCGGUUGUGGGUUUUA